Messenger RNA from Osmia bicornis bicornis, 2999 nucleotides. RefSeq lists its product as uncharacterized. Gene Ontology annotation, cellular component: nucleus. Bases 319 to 1971 code for a protein of 550 amino acids. The transcript has 3 exons. NCBI's taxonomy places the organism in Eukaryota, Metazoa, Arthropoda, Insecta, Hymenoptera, Megachilidae. Gene Ontology annotation, biological process: regulation of transcription by RNA polymerase II. The record is from RefSeq and is a predicted model, not a curated record. Gene Ontology annotation, molecular function: DNA-binding transcription factor activity, RNA polymerase II-specific; transcription cis-regulatory region binding.
UUUAUCGAUAUCGAACGAUUUAGCUUUUAUUAACAAUUUAAAAAUAUACUAAUUGAUAUUGAUAGAGAAAUGUAUUAAGAUAAUGUUAUGUUACCCCUUACUAAAUUCUUAGGUUUAUAUUGUUGUACAAUUUCAUUGAUUAUUUUUUGUAUCAAAAUAAAAGGAAAUUAAAUAAGAAAAUUUGAAUUUUACAUCCCAAUCGCAACAAUUUUUUAAUUGUUGGAAGCAACACAGUGGCGCUGGGUGCAUUUGUUUGGAUCAAUUUAUAUGAGCGGUAAUUUGUAUACAUUUUCAAGUGCCGUGCACUGGUAACCUCAAAUGGAAAAACUGAAACCGGUAAAAUAUGUCUCGAAAGGUGUUAAAAUUAUUUGCCCUUCGCCGGAAGAACUUAGCGUGAUAACAAAUAAUAUUAAAUGCGAAAAAUGUGGACUCGUAUUUAAAAAUGAGCCACGAUAUCGUUUACACGAUCUUAAAGUUCAUCAACGUAAGAAUUUAGAUAAAACAAUAAAAGAAAAUGUUCAGUAUCAUUGUCCUGUGGAGUCUUGUAUUUAUGCUCCAAAAGCCGAAAGGCAUUUUAAUAGUAUGAAGUAUCUUAAACAGCAUUAUCUUAAAGUACAUGCCAAAAAGACACAUGCAUGUACUCUUUGUGAUAAAAGUUUUUCUACUGAAGCAGCUAAAGAAGGUCAUAUGAGAGUAUGUGGAAUUGAAUUUACAUGUUCAUGUUCAAAAACUUACACUUCUUAUGAGGCAUUACUUACACAUGCAAAAAGAUCAUUACAUACUGUAAAUAAUAAGUAUAAAAAUUCUUUGAGGCGUGCAAGUUCAAAAACCAUAAGAUUGAUUUUACCAACUAGUCAAACAGAAAUAAAUAAAUUAAUUACAAUUUUACCAAUAAAUCAGAGUGAGAAUAAAAUAUCUAAUCACAGUAAUGGUACCACCCAGAAACUUACUUCAGAUAUAGGAGUACAAACAGAUGAGCAUAGAAGGAAUAAAAGAAUAUUAAGUCCAUCAAAACACACUAAUAAUAGUCACUGUCAUAAUGAAAAACGUGAAAUAUCUAAACAGACUCAAACAAACAUAUCUCAAAAGAUCAGACAGAAUGUAAUGUCUAUGGAAACACAGACUACAGCAGCCCCACAGACAUUUAAAAAUACAUUAAGAAUACAAAAACAUAGGAAAAACUCUGUAUCACAAAAUUCUGAUUAUACAUUGUUGAAGGAAGACCUUAAUCUUGGCAAUUUUACACCUUCAAAUUUAUUUCCUAGCAGCCCACUACCGCUUCGUCACGAUGAUGGAUUACAAGACUUUUGGGAAGAUAAAAAUACAUCAGGUACUCAGACAAUACCAGAAAAAGAUAUGUUUGAAGUUCUCAAUGAUAAUGUUACUCAAACAGAAUUCGAAACAUUUUAUGACCAUAGUACAAAUCCACUGAUACAAUGCGUUCCAAAAAGUACAGUUGCACUGAUGACUUUACCUUAUGUUGAGGAAACAUCCUCAGUUGGUGGAGGAUAUUCUUUUGUGUCCUCAAAUAGCAUAUCACGGUCAGAUCCCAUGCUUACAGACAAAACUUUUGAUGACAGAUUUAGCAGUAUAGAGACUCAGACUGAACAAGCUUAUUCACAAUCGUUCUUUGAUUCGGAUACCUUAACUAGAUCAUUUACAUUAAGUUCUACCAUUGAAACACAAACCACAAACAAUCUUGACAACAUGGAACUACUGUACAGUAAUACAUGCACUCAAACUUGUAAUGAAAUACUACCAUCUGAUUUGGGAUUAUCAAAUAUUCAAACUCAAACAGCGUGGACUCAGCUCGAGGAUACCACUGUAUCCACCGAAACGCAAACAAAAUCACUGAUAUGCGAAACGGGUUGUAAUAUACCGAUAAGUGCUUGUCGCUCCUGGUUAAGUACCCAAAUUAGUCAUACUGAAACACAAACUGAUUUACUGAGUAUUUUUGAAGGUCUUCAGUAAUAAAAUAUUUAAUUCGUUAAAAAAAAAAUACCUUUAAAUAUAAAGUCAAAAUAACUUGCAUUUAAUAGAUUUAAGAUUAAUUUCUCUCUACUGUUAUUUAAUACUUUGAUAUUUUUUAUAUUUUAUUACGAACUAAUUACUUUUAUGUUCCUGUAUAUGUGCAAUUUGUUAAGUAAGUAAUGUAUGCAUUGAUUGAAAAUUGCAUUUUCUUAAAGAUUAUAUUAAGGUUUAAAUAUUGUUUAUGUGUAUUAAUAGAAUAAAAAAAUACACAUUAUAGAUAGUAUGGUUCUAUUAUACGUAACUUAUUACCAAAUCCAUUAAUUAUAAACCAGCCCAAUGUUACUUACUUUGAAUUUAUAUUUAAAAAAGGAAAUAAUACUAAAAGUUUUCGAUAAACUUUAGUAAGAGUAUUUUUUAACUUAAAAAUAAUUUUUUCAAAUGAUUUCAUCCCUAAUAUAAAUUAAUAGAGUUAAAGGUUUAUAAACUAAUAGUAAUCAUAGAUUUUUGUGUAACAAAACUAAAUGUAGAUACGAAAUAUAAUAUUACUAUUAUGGUGUAUAUUGAAAACCAUUCUUCAUUGUAGGUAUCCACAAAUUUGAAAAUGUUUUCACAAUGUAUAUUAUGAAGAUAUAAAAUACUUUAUUAUAGUGUUAGAAUAUGGGUUUUAGAAAUUUUCAAUGCAAUUUAUGUUUUAAUACAUGUAAAUAGCCGUGUAACCUUUAAAUUUAAAUAUUUGAAGUCGUUCGUGUGUCACAUACGAAGGCAACUUUUUAAGAACUUGAUCUUUUGUAUACAUGUAUUGUUACUACACUAUUUAGAAAAACACAUCUGUUCCUCGAUUUGUAUAAUUACAACCUUGUUUAAGAGGACUAUGUAUCCCCUUAAAUAGAAAAAUACAUAGAAGAUCUGGUCUGCUUCAAAUCUAAUUGUUUAGCUGAAAGUUUAAACAUUUACAAAGAAAUGAAAUAUGUAAUCUGAAACUGUACACGUAACAUUGUCAUUAUAACUAUUAAAAUAUUGUUUGUUAA